Molecule: messenger RNA, 1745 nt
Organism: Cottoperca gobio
Lineage: Eukaryota; Metazoa; Chordata; Actinopteri; Perciformes; Bovichtidae
Gene: gpr6
Product: G protein-coupled receptor 6
Exons: 2
Coding region: 251-1258 (335 amino acids)
Biological process (GO): G protein-coupled receptor signaling pathway
Cellular component (GO): membrane
Molecular function (GO): G protein-coupled receptor activity
Source: RefSeq, a predicted model, not a curated record
ACAGUCACCUCCCUCACUGAGCAGAACACCGGCCAAUGCUUCACACUACCCCUGCCCUGGGUGUCUGUCCCAUGCGUGGGAAGCACAACAAAAUCAAGGGCUUCACUUGAGAAGGUCCAAAGGAGCGAGAGAAGAGGGUGCGAGCCUUUAUUAUCCUUUACUUUGAAUUUUUACACGUUCCCAUCGGACAAGAGGCUCCGACUUCAGUGAAAACCUCAGCUCAUACCGUUUUGUCACGGAGCUCGGAGAUAUGAACGAGUCGCUGGUGGUGAACGACUCCUCUGCGACUUUUGUGGCUGGAGAAGCUCUCCCAUGGAUGGAGGCAGAUUCUCCAGAGCACAACAGCAGCCUGCAGUUCUCCACCGCCCCGUUAGAUUACCCCAUCAACCCGUGGGACAUUAUGCUCUGCAUGUCAGGCACCGUCAUCACCUGUGAAAACGCCAUAGUGGUAGCAAUCAUCUUCUACACGCCGACCCUCAGGACUCCCAUGUUUGUGCUGAUUGGGAGCCUGGCCACAGCGGACCUGCUGGCCGGCAUGGGAUUAAUCCUGAACUUUGUGUUUCAGUAUGUGAUCUCCUCUGAGACUAUCAGCCUUAUCACUGUCGGCUUCCUGGUGGCCUCCUUCACUGCGUCCAUCAGCAGCCUUUUGGCCAUAACAGUGGACCGUUACUUCUCCCUCUACAACGCCCUGACUUACUUCUCAGAGAAGACGCUUCAGUACGUACACCUGAUGUUACUGGUGACCUGGGGUGUGUCUCUGUUUUUGGGCUUGCUGCCGGUGCUCGGCUGGAACUGCCUGGACGAUCCGGCCUCCUGCAGCAUCGUUCGACCUUUGACCCGGAGCAACGUCACGCUCCUGGCCGCCUCCUUCUUCGUCAUCUUCGUGCUCAUGCUGGCCCUCUACUUCAAGAUUUGCAAGAUCGUGUGCCACCACGCCCACCAGAUCGCCCUCCAGCAGCACUUUUUUGCCACGUCGCAUUACGUCGCCACUAAGAAGGGGGUGUCCACGUUGGCCAUCAUCUUGGGGACAUUUGGCGCCAGCUGGCUGCCCUUCGCCAUCUACUGCCUGGUUGGCGAGAGGGACUAUCCAUCAGUGUACACGUAUGCUACGCUGCUGCCGGCCACCUACAACUCCAUGAUCAACCCCAUCAUCUACGCCUACAGAAACGCAGAGAUCCAGCGCUCCCUCUACGUGCUUCUCUGUGGCUGCUUUCAGGCCAACAAGACCUACUGGUCCAGGUCACCAAGUGAAGUCUAAAAAGUGUGUGUGUGUGUGUGUGUGUGUGUGUGUGUGUGUGUGUGUGUGUGUGUGUGUGUGUGUGUGUGUGUGUGUGUGUGUGUGUAAAAGACAGAGCAAAAAGACAAACCAUCCUGUGAACACUGACAUUCUGCUUACAGUAGACAGUGAAUGCUUUACAAACACAAAGAGGAUGUGAUGCUAUUUCUCAUGCAUACUGUACUCUGCACUUUACUAUGUCUUAACACAAAUUAGGAUGACAUUUUUGGAAAUGCUGUGAACAAGAAACUUCUGUGAAAAAGAUGAAACAAACCUGUGAAUGUACUUAAAUGAGAAAAAGAAUGGAAAAUCUUGCACUUUAGUCCAUGUUUUUUGAAAUGCCAAAGCAGUAUUGUACUUAUUGUGUUUAAAUGUUUGAACUUGUGAGUACUGUGUGCCAUUUUUCUAUUUUGUAUAGUACUGUCUUUGAUGUACAUUUUCUACAAGAGGAAUAAAGAAAUGAAAUCCA